AUGAGUUCACCUCUGUCCAUGCUGAAGAAAAUGAGACGUGCUCCUCUGCAGGGCCGCAGUGAGCAAUGGAGCAGAGGAAAACUGCCUUUCAGGAGGAAUCUGUUAAAAGACAUGCAGUCAGAGCUGGUGGAUGAUGAUGAUGAUUCAUCCGGUUCAAAUUCCCCCAAACCCUGUCACAAUCCAGCCACCACAAAAUCAAAAGCCCCAAUGAAGAAAGGUGCCACACCGAGCGACCUUGAGCUCAUGUCUUCCAUGAUGCGGCGGGUGACCCUGCUGGAGAAACAAGUGAGGGACCAAGCACAAGACCUGGAAUACAAGGAUAAAAAGAUCUCAGUUUUGGAGGAGAAGCUGUGGGAUCAGAGCGAAUCAGAGCGUGGCAGAGAUUAUUCUGAAAGAAGGUGCCAAGAACUGCAAAAUCAAGUGCACGAAAUGGAGAGCUUUCUAAAAGACUAUGGUUUGACCUGGGUGGGGGACAGAAGGAGCAGUGAUUCAGCCGAGCAGACGCCCAGCCCAGGUAGAGACCACCUCCUCUUCACAGGCCCUGAGCUUUUCUGCAAAUAUCACGCAGGGAAUUUCUACAUGAACUUCAACCUGGUGCUGCAGAGGAUCAAGGAGCUGAACAUCCUGGCAGGGGAGGGGGAGUCUUAUGUCCGGUCGACAGCCACAGGGGCCCAGCUGGCACAAAGGGAUCCCGUCCACCUGAGGCUGUACAGCAACGGCAUCGUCAUGUUCGAUGGUCCUUUCCGCUCAUAUCGGGAGCCAAGCACCCAGCAGUGCAUGCAGGAUCUGAUGGACGGGUAUUUUCCAUCUGAGCUUCAGGACCGAUUUCCAGACGGUGUUCCCUUUCAGCUUCAUGACAGGCGAGAUGAAGAGUUUAUCUUCAGGCAACCGUGGGAUCAAUUCCCUGGCAGCGGACAGGCGGUUUGUGGGGAGAAAGAUGACGCUUCAAAAGUUGCCAGCUUCGACACUCAAGGAAAGAAACUGACCACAGAUCAGUUCCUGAGCAGGAUGCCCAAGGUGGUGGUUAAGGCCGGUCGAGUGAUAGAUAUCAGGGAAUCACUGAGAGCAACUCUGCUGGGUUCAUCUGCUGCCCAGAGCGACUCAGCGAUCCCCAUAGACACAGCAGCACUGCAGGCGAUGGAACAGAGCUCGGACCGGCCAUCGUCAGCCCAUGACAUCAUCACGCUCAAGGUGAAGACCGAGGAUGGGGAUCACACCUACGUGUUGACGAUGGGCUUCUCGGAGACGAUCGGCCACCUGCGACAGUACCUGGACAAACACAGAGGUGGUGGGCUCCCUGGUUAUGACAUCAUCAGUGCGUACCCUCAGUGCUGCUAUGAAGACAACAGCAGGACGCUACACUCGUGCGGCCUCACAAAUAAUGCUACCCUGCUGCUAAGAAGGAGACCACACCCUCAACCACUGACUGCAGUCAAACAAAGCCUCCAAUAAACUUUUGAGCAUGACUUGUUUUCUGUUUCAUAACAGGCGUGUCGUCAUGGGAACAGAACAGAUGUAAGAAAUAUUAUUGACCAUGGCUCUAUUCCAUUCAAGUGCUCAAGACCAAGGCCCUGAAACUGAAGCUGCUAAAUGGAAUUGAGCCAUCAAUGAUCUUAUU
Messenger RNA from Limanda limanda (common dab), 1618 nucleotides. RefSeq names its product UBX domain protein 11 (gene ubxn11). The transcript is spliced from 14 exons. Gene Ontology annotation, molecular function: ubiquitin binding. The record is from RefSeq and is a predicted model, not a curated record. NCBI's taxonomy places the organism in Eukaryota, Metazoa, Chordata, Actinopteri, Pleuronectiformes, Pleuronectidae. Gene Ontology annotation, biological process: proteasome-mediated ubiquitin-dependent protein catabolic process. Bases 1 to 1452 code for a protein of 483 amino acids.